Oncorhynchus nerka (sockeye salmon) is the source of this 6639-nucleotide messenger RNA. Its product is annotated as phosphatidylinositol 3,4,5-trisphosphate 5-phosphatase 2B-like. Gene Ontology annotation, molecular function: inositol-polyphosphate 5-phosphatase activity; protein binding. Bases 1785 to 5597 code for a protein of 1270 amino acids. Gene Ontology annotation, cellular component: cytosol. The transcript is spliced from 26 exons. The record is from RefSeq and is a predicted model, not a curated record. Gene Ontology annotation, biological process: negative regulation of insulin-like growth factor receptor signaling pathway; phosphatidylinositol dephosphorylation; regulation of immune response. NCBI's taxonomy places the organism in Eukaryota, Metazoa, Chordata, Actinopteri, Salmoniformes, Salmonidae.
AAGGAGGGAUAGAAAGGAGGGAGAGAAAGGAGAGAGAAAGGAGGGAUAGAAAGAAGAGAGAGAAAGGAGGGAGAGAAAGGAGGGAGAGAAAGGAAGGUGGAGAAAAAAGGGAGAGAAAGGAGAGAGAGAAAGCAGGGAGAGAAAGCAGGGAGAGAAAGCAGGGAGAGAAAGGAGGGAGAGAAAGGAAGGUGGAGAAAAAAGGGAGAGAAAGGAGAGAGAGAAAGGAGGGAGAGAAAGCAGGGAGAGAAAGCAGGGAGAGAAAGCAGGGAGAGAAAGGAGGGAGAGAAGGCAAGGAGAGCAAGGAGAGAGAGAGAAAUGGAUGUUAGGGAGAGUAACAAAAGAAAAGGGUGGGGAACGGAGAAAGAGAGAGGGGAAUAAGCUAGCCAGCACAGUGGAAAAAAGGCUGGAAAAGAGGACAAGAACGCAGGAGUGAGACAGACAGAGGCUGUGCCAAGCCUCCCACCUGAGUGUGCACGGCACGGCUGUGUUUUGUGUUUGGGAUUUCAGGGAAAAGGAGGAGGAGAAGGAGGGGAGGAGGAUGGAGCGUGGGGUGGGCCAGAGAAAGGAAGAGUCUGCUGGCAGCGUUGGUUUCACACACCAGUGAUGAAGUGAAGCCCCUCGCAGGAAUUCUUUCUGCUGCUGCGUUAGUUUUUUUCUCUGCCCUUGCUUUUCCUUCUUACUCACAUCUGGAGCGGGGAGUCACUUCCUCUGUCUGUGCUGCCCCGCGUUGUGUUGUGCUUUAACAGGGCUAGUCCUCUCAUCCUCUAGCCCCCCUUCACCUCCUCUUCUGACGACACUCUAGGGAGAUACGGAACACACCACGCCAGGGGGACGGGACGCUCCCAACACACUCUCUGCACGGGACCGGCCAGGGACCCUUGACACACCCCACCAACACUCUGGACCCACUCUCUGUAAUCUACGUCUGACAACAGAGAGGAAGAGAGAGACUGUGGAAUCUGGAGAGAACUGCAACCAUCAGCUGAACUUUCUGCAGGGUGUUUGCCCUUUCCCUUAUAUGGCAAAACAACUGGAAAAUCAUUUGAAUUGUCUGAUAUCUAUCCACCACAGCAGGCUGUGCAGCAGGGUUUGUUUGUAUGGCUGACUGACUUCUCUUGGUUCUUCUUUCCUGUGUUGUUUGCAUGCAGGGCUUUUAUUGAAGGGACAGCAGCAUUGUAGGUCUUUGGGGUGAGGCUGCAGGCACUACCCCCAGGGGUGGUUGGCUAUAUGCAUCAUUGCUCCUCCCUCUCUUUCUCUCUCUUUCUCUCUAUCUCUGUCUGUCUGCCUGAGAGGAACAUCCAGCUGUCUGUCUACCUGAGAGGAACAUCCGGCUGGCAGCAACCUGCACACAGACACUGAGACAGUUGUUCUCUGUGGGGGAACUAACAGCAAGGUGGGCCAGAGUUCAGCAACUGUAGUUCUGGAAUCUGGACACAGAGAAAUCUGUAGGAGGGAUAUUGACUGACUCUACAACGACAACAAUCCUCAAAUGCAACAGGAUGUGUAACCCAGUAGGACCCUGGAAGGCGUGCCUGUCUUAAAUGAGGAGGACUAUUGUUGUUGUCCUGUGUCGACCUUACUAAUGAGGACGAGGAUGCUGGAGAAGCCGUGAACACUCAAAAGGACUGAACAACGAGAGCUGGAGGGUCUCGUGGUGCCAUGACACAGGUGUGGGACAGAGUGUGUGUGUGUCAUCUCUGACCGUACACCUUGUUGUGGAUUACCCCGUUGGACGGACACACACUCCACUGACUGACAGGUGGACAACAACAGCUUCGGUUGUCAUGGCGGUGGCGUGGUACCACCGCGACAUCAGCCGCGUGCAUGCGGAGGACUUGCUGGCCCGGGCUGGGAGGGACGGCAGCUUCCUGGUCAGGGACAGUGAGUCUGUGCCUGGAGCCUACGCCCUCUGUCUGCUGUACCAACGGCACGUUCACACUUAUCGUAUUCUUCCUGAUGCAGACGGCCUGUUGGCUGUACAGACAUCUCAAGGGGUGCAGGUGAACUGUUUCCGAACACUGGGGGACCUGGUGUUGGGGUACCAGCACCCUCAUAAGGGUCUGGUCAUCCCCUUGCUGUACCCUGUGGGGAGGGACACAGAGCCUGGUGAGGAGAGCUCAGGUGAUGAUGAGAAGCCAGGGCUGGUGUGGAGUCCCAGCCCAGCCCCAGUCGCAGUCAGUACAUCUCCCCCAGAAGGACCUCCAGUCACCCCAUCCCCCCAUCUCCUCUUCCUCCACAGGCUGCAGGAGCUCAACACACCCAGCAUGGCAGGUGAGGUGGUUGGGUUGCUCAGUGAGUAUCUGUGCAGUGAGCUGCCUCUGGAUGUAGAGGGUCUGCGUAGAGGAGCAAAAGGCCUACUCCAUCUACACCAAACCCUGGGCACAGCAUGCCAGGGACUCAACAGUGAGAUUGAUCUGACCAUGUCCAGUUUGGAGACGCUGGCCAAAGUGUUUGACCAUCCCACCUGCCCUUUAACCUCCACCAAGUCACAGAAUAUGGGUAGAGGUCCAGACAUGGAGUUGGACAGCCUGCUGUGUAAAAUCUCUUCCCUGGUCAGCCUGCUGUCCUCCCUGGAGAAGAGGGUGCUGAAAGCUCUUCAAGAUGCUGUGACCAAUCACAACCUGGCUGUGCAGCCUGCCCCUCUCCGUGAACCCGCCCCUGUCUCAGCUCCAGUCCCUGCUCCUGCCCCAGCUCCAGUCCCAGUCUCUGCUCCAGCACCAGUCCCUGCUCCAUCCCCUGCUCCUGCCCAUGCUCCAGCCCCUUCUCCAGCCCCAGUCCCUGCUCCAGCACUAGUCCCUGUAGCUAAGAACAAUGCCAGGCCCAUACCUGUCCACUCCUUUCAGAUUAAGAUGGUGCGUUACGGCAGACAGACCGUGUCAGUGGACUUGGACACAGGAGUGCUGCUGUUUGACAGGAAGGCCGGGUCAUUCGGAGCGGAGACAGUCUCACACGACCGGAUUCUGCAGCUAGUCAAGUUCCAGAGCAGUCCAGCCAAGCUGCGCAUGGUAGUGGACAGUCAUCACAACACCCCACGAGAGCUCAUGUUUGAGAGUGCAAGGAAGCGGGAGGCGUUCUGCCAGCUGCUACAGCUGAUGAAGACCAGACACUCCCAUCUGAGUGAACCUGAUGUCAUCUCUGUGUUUGUGGGCAGCUGGAAUAUGGGUGGCUCCCCUCCCCCUCGCAGUCUGCAGUCCUGGGUGACGUGCUGUGGUCUGGGGCGAACCCCAGAUGAGUCCACAGCUCUGCUGCCUCACGACAUCUACGCCCUGGGUACCCAGGAGAACUCUCAGGGGGAGAAGGAGUGGACCGAGCACGUCAAGGCUACCCUACACAGCUACACGCAUAUAGAGUACAAACAGGUGGCAGUACAGUCACUGUGGAACAUGAGGCUGGCAGUGUUCGUGAAGCCGGAGCACGAGAGUCGCAUCAGCCAUGUAAACACAGCCAGUGUGAAGACUGGCCUGGGGAACACACUGGGAAAUAAAGGUGCUGUUGGGGUUUCCUUACUCUUCAACAGUACUUCUUUUGGAUUUGUUAACUGCCAUCUGACCUCUGGCAGUGAGAAAGUAGUCAGGAGGAACCAGAACUGUGCGGACAUCCUCAGACUGUUGUCCCUGGGUGACCGGCAACUCAGUGCCUUUGACGUCAGCCUGCGCUUCACACAUCUCUUCUGGUGUGGAGACCUCAACUACAGACUAGAUCUGGACGUACAGGACAUUCUCAAACAUGUUUCCAAGCGGGAGUUUGAUGAGCUCAUGUGUGCUGACCAGCUGACGCGAGAACGACACAAGAGGAAGGCCUUCCUCAAUUUCAAGGAAGAGAAGAUUGCGUUUCCCCCCACCUAUCGGUACGAGAGGGGGUCCAGGGACAGUUACCUGUGGCAGAAGUACAAGACCUCUGGCGUGCGUGUCAACGUGCCAUCAUGGUGUGACCGGAUUCUGUGGAAGUCUUACUCAGAGACACAUAUCACCUGCAACUCCUAUGGUUGUACAGAUGACAUCUUCACCAGCGACCACUCGCCUGUUUUUGCCACAUUCCAUGUAGGGGUGACGUCACAGUUCAUUUCCAAAACAGACCCAAACUCGAGCAUGGAGAGGGCCUGGAUGGAGUUGGAAGGUGUUGAGGCCAUUGUGAAGACAGCCAGCAAAGCCAAGUUCUUCAUUGAGUUUCACUCAUCCUGCCUUGAAGAGAUCCGCCGUUCCGUAGAGAAUGACUCACAGAGCUGUGACGUGCCUGGCUUCCUCAAACUGGGCUGGUCCCCCAAGCAGCUGCCCAAGCUUCUCCCGAUCGUCUCAGACAUGGAGUACCUUCAGGAUCAGCACCUCCUGCUGUCUGUCAAGUCAUGUGACGGGUUUGAGUCAUACGGUGAGUGCUGUGUGGCACUGCGCUCCCUUAUCGGCGCGGCAGAGCAGUUUGAGACGUUUCUGACCCACCGGGGUGAGGAGAUGGGCUCCAUACGUGGGCGGGUCAGGGUCCAUGUGCCCAAGGACCGGCGAGGAACACGGGAGAAGAUCUACGAAUGGUUCUGCUUUGAGAAGGAUGAGAAGGGUCUGGUGAGGGGAUGCUUGUCUCCUCCGUCCACUCGGGCACCUAUCAGCCGAUCGUCACCGCCUCCACCCAAGCCGGCCCCUAGCAGUUACACAAACCCUGCCUACUUCAUAUUUGAAGGUGUGUCUGUCCUGGGAAGAGUAGAGGAGUCUCCACCCCCUCGCAGGGACCCUCAGGUGGUCUGGGCCGGCGACUCCGCGCUGCAGUUACCCAAACUCUUCGGGGGGCGUGGCUGUGACAGGAAGUCCCCUCGCAGGUCUAACUUCACUGAAAUCGAGAUUCCAGGGAUCCUGCCCCACUAUCCUUCCACCAAUGACCAUCAUCCACCCCAGACUAACUCCUCCUAUCAGCUCUUCCCAGCAAAGGACCCAUCGCCAAUCCCCCCUGCCCCAAGCCCCACUUCUCACUAUCAUGAACAACCCAUACAACCACGACCAAGCAAAAACAAUGUUGUCCAGGACUCCAUCCUGCCUGCCAAGAACCUGAGGAACAUGUACAUGAACCACUCCGCCAUCAUCAGAGAGACCCCCAGGAGAGAACAGCCUAGGGUGCACCAACUGGAACAAGCCAUCUCUGUACGGAGCAGCAAACUCCCAGCCUUCUACCCAUAUGUGUCCACCUGUGUACCCCACACCCAGGCCUCAGCACCGUGGGUGGUGGAGCAGCCAGUUGGGCCCCUUGGGGACCACUCCCUCACAGCCCUGCAGAUAGCCAAGUCACUCAGCGAGGUAGACUUCUUCCCAUUGGACCUUGAGGCUCCAUCUACCCCAUGCCAGAGACCGGCCCAGAGGAAUGACCUGGCCAUAGCUGCAGAAAGAGGAUACUGCUGGGAGAAAGAGGUCCUCUAUGGAGCUCCAGAGACAGUGCGAGAACUACUCAGCACCCUGGGUCUACAGAAGUACACUCUGGGACUCAGCCUCAACGGCUGGGACGACCUGGACUACUUCAGUGGCAUCACAGAGGAGGACCUGCGUGCAGCCGGAGUGUCGAACCCGUCGCAUCGCCGGAGGAUCCUGGAGAACCUACCCAGGAUCUGGGAUUCACUAUAGACCUACUCACUUUGUUUGAGUUCUCAAACUGAACCCAAUGACAGAUGCCUGCCCUAAUGGACAACUCGUCAUCUCUUCCACUCACGUCCUUUUAUAUACAGUAAAAAAAAAUCUAGUAAGCACACACACACAGACAUGGUGCCUGUCCCAUGAAAUCCUCAUCUCAUAUCCGUUUCCAUUCACGUGUCCACCUUAAAAUGGUCAAACAUUUUUUAUAUCCAAUUUUAGAUCCACAUAGCUAAAUAUUGAUUUUCUGUCUCCCCAGCAGUCACCAGACGAGAGUGUUUACUGAGCAUUCACACGCAUCACCUCCUCCCCUGCCCUUUCCACUGCUCUGCCUUUUAUAAAGAACAGCACAGAGCUUGUAAAAUCACUCACUAAGGGCCAUGGAGGAUGAAAUGUACAGCUGUACAUAUUUACCAGUACACAUUUUAACAUGGCCUGGAAAGUUAAUGAUAAGGCCUCGCUUUCUGUUUACUGUCCGAUGGUAUUAUUAUCUUGUCACUGUGGUGUAGCUGUUAGUGAUAAGAGGGGAAUCCGGUGGGAGGAAAAUGCGAACCCUGGGCUCGUUUAUUUACAUUCUUACUAUGACAUUGUACAUGUUUCUCUAUUCUCUCCCUUAUCCCAUAACUCUCGUGAGCUCACAAGAUAAUAAAGUGGCACCCACCCAUUUAAGAUGAACAUUACAGUCACUUAAUCAAUGCUUCUGUGAACUUAGCUUCUUUUUUUUUACUGCCUUUUUAAAACGUUAUUGUAUAAAACUAACUGUUGACAUAUGUGGGUUCUUAGACACUGCUACUGUGGGAGGUUUGAGGGCGUAAAACUUGUGCUUGCCGCCUGUGGUUCUUUGCCAGUGGCGCUACUUUGGUCAUCAUCUGAGUUUUAGAUAUACAUUUAACUGUGGAUCAUAGAAGUUGUACUACUUUAUUUGCUGAAGGUUGUUGAAUUAAGGUAAUGAAGUGUUACAUGCAGGUGAUGUUAAAUUUGUUCAACCAAAUGGGACACCACGUGAAUAAAACAAUGUUGUGUCAACAUUAUGAAA